GCGAUGCAAGCGAUCUAUUUGUUGAAGAAAGAGCUCGAGAUCGGGGGUGUUUUCUUCUGUAUUGCAGCUGCUCAUUGAUCUGUAUCCCCUGGCCUUGCGUCUCGUCGAUAGGCAAGCGUUUUCGCAGGAGGUUUGAAGUGGAGGCUGCCUCCUGGAGAACAUUGAAGCAGACGACGACAACGACGACGACGUGGAGGAAGAAACAGGGGCUGACGGGCUUCGAUUAGGUCUGCGGUGAGGUGUGCGGAAGCGAUUCGCCAUGGCGACCGGAUGGCUCAAAGGCACCGUGAAGGCGGUACCUUCGGGGGAUUCGCUGCUCAUCAUGGGAAGCGUCAAGGGUGGCCCGCCGCCGGAAAAGACCGUCACUCUAGCCGGCCUCAUUGCACCCAAAUUGGCCCGUAGGGAUGGUAGGGACGAGCCCUUCGCAUGGGACAGUCGGGAGUAUCUUCGCAAGAUGUGCGUUGGAAAGGAGGUCACUUUCAAGGUAGAUUACGUUGUGCCUUCGAUUAAUCGAGAGUUUGGGACAGUCAUUAUGGGCGGAGUGAACGUUGGAUAUGAGGUCGUCGCCAAUGGUUGGGCCAAGGUACGUCAGCAGGGAGGUCAAAACAGUGAGGUGCCUCCGGCAGUCAUGACCGAAUUGAACGAGCGGGAAAUGAAGGCCCAGACUGAAGGCCUCGGCAUUUGGAACAAGACUCCGGGUGCAUCAGAAGCCUCAAUUCGAGAGUUGCCUCCAUCUGCAAUUGGUGAUUCCGCUGGAUUUGAUGCACUCGGUUUGGUGGAGUCUAGCAAGGGGAAGGUUCUGCCAGCUAUUGUGGAAGCAGUGAGAGAUGGCAGCACUGUGAGGGUGUACCUUCUUCCCGACUUCCAAUACGUGCAAGUUUACUGUGCUGGGAUUCAGGCACCUUCAAUGGGUAGGCGUUCUCCUGUGGCGGAUACUUUUGCCCAGGAAGAGGCCAAAUCAAGGGGCGAGGAAUCGAAAACCGGAGAGGCAGGAGAGGAACCUGCAGCACCCUUGACAACUGCACAGAGGCUUGCAGCUUCCAACAGCGCUGCUUCUCACGCUGAGAUCCUUCCCGACCCUUACGCAAAAGAAGCUAAGCAUUUCACUGAAGUGCGGGUGUUAAAUAGAGAUGUGAGAAUCGUGCUAGAAGGGGCUGACAAGUUCAACAAUCUCAUUGGUUCCGUUCACUAUUCGGAAGGAGACAACGUUGUGGACCUGUCCUUGGAGCUGGUGAAGCAUGGGUUUGCGAAAGUGGUUGAAUGGUCAGCUAACAUGAUGGAAGAGGUCGCCAAGAGACGUCUGAAGACUGCCGAAUUGCAAGCUAAGAAAGAUCGUCUGAAGAUUUGGACAACAUACGUGCCUCCUGCGACGAAUUCUACAGCCAUUCUUGAUGUAAAUUUCUCCGGCAAGGUGAUUGAAGUUGUGAGUGGAGACUGCAUCGUGGUCGCAGAUGAUGCUGCACCCUAUGGAACCCCAGCAGCUGAGAGGCGUGUGAACUUGUCUAGCAUCCGGGCACCUCGGGUCGGAAAUCCGAAGAAGGAUGAGAAACCUGCGGCCUAUGCCCGUGAAGCAAAAGAGUAUCUCCGCGGUCUCUUAAUCGGACAACAGGUGAAUGUUACCAUGGAGUACUCACGGAAGUUUGGGGCCACAGAUGGUCCAACACCAAUGCCUGUCGUGCCAGGUUCCGACCGUACCAUGGACUUCGGGUCUGUAUUUCUGGUGUCGGCUCCCAAGGGCGAGGUUGCUGACUUGACGCCUGCAUCUGUCUCUGGGCAGCCACAAGGUGCCAACGUUGCGGAAAUGCUUGUGGUGCGGGGUUUCGCCACUGUGGUUCGACACAGAGAUUUUGAAGAGCGGUCGAACUUCUACGAUGCUCUUUUGGCGGCCGAGUCUAAGGCUGUUAAGGGCAAGAAAAAGAUUCAUUCGCAGAAGGAUUCACCAGCGACUCACAUUAACGACCUUUCUCUACAGGGGACCACCAAGAAAGCUAUUGCGUUUCUGCCGUUUUUGCAACGGCAAAGGAGGCUUCCUGCAAUCGUGGAUUACGUGCUGAGUGGACAUCGGUUUAAGUUGUUGAUCCCGAAGGAAACGUGUGCAAUUGCUUUCUCCCUAUCAGGUGUCCGUUGCCCAGGCAGAGGGGAGCCGUACUCGGAGGAGGCUAUCUCUUUCAUGCGCAGAAGGAUCCUUCAGAGGGAUGUGGAGAUUGAGAUUGAGACGGUGGAUAAGACUGGUACAUUCUUGGGGAGCUUGUGGGAAGGCAAAGAGAACGUUUCAGUGGCGUUGCUGGAGGCUGGUUUGGCUAAGCUUCAUCCAAGUUUCAGCACUGAUAGGACAGUCGAAGGACACUUGUUGCUUCGGGCUCAGGAGAGUGCUAAGAGUAAGAACUUGAAGGUAUGGGAGGGUUUUGUGGAAGGUCAAGAAGAGGCGAACAGAGCUGCUGCUGCUGGAGUGAAGGCCACUGAGGCAAAAGCAGUUCCGGUCUGUGUGGCUGAUGUUUUGGGUGGGGGCAAAUUUUACGUUCAAACAGAGGAGGCCAAAGUACUUAUGAUCCAGAAAACACUUGAAGGCUUGAAUCUGAAGGACAAGGCCUCGCCACCAGGCGUUUUCACUCCCCAGAAGGGCGAGCUGGUGAUCGCCCAGUUUUCUAGUGAUAACUCAUGGAACCGAGCGUUGAUUGUAAAUUCACCUCGACAAGGAACUGCAAUAACAGCGAAGUCAUUGUAUGAAGUGUUCUACAUUGACUACGGAAACCAGGAGUCGAUUCCACUUUCUAGGCUGCGACCACUAGACCCUUCUGUAUCAUCACCUGCUCAAGGCUUGGCGCAACUAUGCAGACUGGCUCAUAUUAGGGUCCCAGAGUUGGAGGAUGAUUUUGGCGAGGAGGCAGCAGAGUACCUAUCGGACUUAGUAGCUAACAAGUCUCUGCUUAUGAAGGUAGAGGACAAGGAUACUACUGGUGGCAAGGUGAGAGGAAAAGGAACAGGAACUUGCUUGAUCGUCACUUUGAUCGACCCAGCUUCGAGCAAGACAAUCCAAUCAUUGAUGCUUGAGAAUGGGCUGGCAAAGCUGGAGAAGAUCAACAGGUGGGACACACCGGAGAAGAAAAACAUCCACGCCGAGUACGAGGAGUACCUUAAGGAGGCAAAAAAGAACCGGCUGAACAUGUGGAGCUAUGGAGACGUGGAGUCUGACGAGGAGGACACGCCACGCAGGCCAAUGGGACGCCGUUAGGAUGUGUUGUAAAGGUUUCAGGAAUAGAGAUCAGUGUGUUCUGCGAUGCGGCAAUUUGCUACUGUAAGCCUUUACUUGGAAGGUCGGCUCCUCUUUCCAGGAGCAGAGUGAUAGACUUGAUUGCUUUUGCUGGGUUGUAAUUCUUCGCUCCACUGGGUAUGAUUUUUCUUACUAGUAGGAUCAUUUUGGAGUUUAAGCAGGUGCAUUCCGCAAUUAAUCAGGUCUCGUUAUCUUUCA
Physcomitrium patens is the source of this 3469-nucleotide messenger RNA. RefSeq names its product ribonuclease TUDOR 1. Lineage: Eukaryota; Viridiplantae; Streptophyta; Bryopsida; Funariales; Funariaceae. Gene Ontology annotation, cellular component: RNAi effector complex; cytosol; nucleus. The record is from RefSeq and is a predicted model, not a curated record. Gene Ontology annotation, molecular function: RNA binding; nuclease activity. Gene Ontology annotation, biological process: regulatory ncRNA-mediated gene silencing; mRNA catabolic process.